Plasmodium fragile is the source of this 2070-nucleotide messenger RNA. RefSeq lists its product as uncharacterized. Lineage: Eukaryota; Apicomplexa; Aconoidasida; Haemosporida; Plasmodiidae. The record is from RefSeq and is a predicted model, not a curated record. The transcript is spliced from 5 exons. Gene Ontology annotation, cellular component: membrane; oligosaccharyltransferase complex. The coding region runs from base 1 to 2070 and encodes 689 amino acids.
AUGAAUCUCAUCCCAUGGGUUUUCCUAAGUGUCGUAGUGAUAUGGUGUGUCGCGGGGAAGUUGAGUUUGAAUCUUUUUUCCAACCUGGUUAACAUAGAUGUGGAAUUUUUGGAGGCCCAUAAAAAUGAGUUAAUAAAAAAGUACGUGGGUGAUGAGGACUACAUGGUGUAUGAACAUAUUACGAAGGACAUGCAUUUAAAAAAGAACUACGUUGAAGUGAUUAUCCGGGGUGACUUGAAGAACAAGGGCGAUAAGAGCGUCCAAAGCUUUGUCUUCUUGCUUCCGUACCACGAGGCCUUCCAGGCCAGCACCCUCCGCGUGAGAGACCACAACGAAGGCGAGCUUCGGUACCAGAUCCUGCAUGAGCCGAGGCACGACGCGAGCGAAAUUCAAGUGGACCCCUUCAAUGAGGACUACGACUUGGACCGAUUCCAAGUGAAGGCAUACAGGGUAACCCUAAAAAGGAAAUUGCACAAAGAUGAAAAGGUCUCCCUCUAUUUUGGAUAUGCCCUGGGACAGCCCUACUUUCCAUUCCCUGCUGAUAUAUCCCCAGAGGAAGGACAGAAAAUAAUGUUUUACCUUUCCUCGAAAAUUCUUUUGCCCUAUGAUGUAGAAGAAAAGGAAGAGUUAAAAAUAUUUUUGUGCAAAAAUUGCUCCAUCGUUCGGAUUGAAGAUGGAGAUUUUUUGAGGAGCUUUGUAAAAGUCAAUGAUGAUACGUAUGUUUGUGAGAAGAGUGGAGGAGGAGCAGUGGGAGGUGAGCUUCCCCAGGGAGGGGAGGCAGUGUCACACGAUCAAAACGAGUUGGUUGCAAAGGGGAAGGAACUGGGUCGGUUCACACUCGGGCACAAAGCCCUGUUCUAUUUCCGCGCCAACAACCACCUAGGCUACUUCGAGCGAGUCACCAAAGAUAUAAAAUUAUCUCAAUUGGGUUUUGUGUACGAACGGGAAGAAUACAUCCUGCGCAAUGACGCAGCAAAGAUACACACAUUUGAUAGGUACCUACUUAGUGAUUACGAAAGUAAACACACGUCACAGGAGGAAGGGAAAGAGACAGACGAUCAGUCCACCACAAUUAUUUACUCCAUGAAGUCGAGAAUAAAUUACGACAUACAUGAAUAUGAGUACUUUGACGACCUCGGCAAAAUAUACCUCAUCCAAGCGGAAGAAAUAUUUGAUAAUAAAAAAAAAAAGAGCCACAUUCAGUUUGACUUAAGACCCAGGUACCCCCUUUUGGGUGGAUGGAGAGCUCAUUUUUUUAAUUCCUUUUAUCAUGAGUCCAAUUUGUACAAAAUUAAAAACAAAAAGAAUUAUUAUGCAUACAAAAUUGAUAUUUCCCCAUCCAUCAAGUCCUUUUUUAUAAAGAAACUCAAGGUCAGAAUUUCUCUGCCCCCCUUCUCCGAUGACGUUGCAGUUGUUUCCAGGGACGACAGUGUUAAUGUCCUGACCAGCAAGCAGAAGGAGUGGCUCGAUUUGUUUUCCUUCCGAAAUGUUGUAGAAAUUCAAAUCGAGAAAUUCUUCCCCCCAAUGGACGAGAAUUACUACCAGGACUUUCUCGUCAUGUACAAGUUUAAAUUUUUCAACCUUUUUUGGAAGCCCCUCUUGGUCAUACUAAUCACGUUCGCCGCGAUCCUCCUGAUCUGCCUCUUGCGCGAGCUCCCGUUCAACUUCAACACGGCGAAGGAGAACGCGGACAAGAGGGAGAGCGAAGACCGCGCCAUCUUCCUCGAGAAGUGCAAAGAGCUGUACGAGAAUUUGUCCUACAUAUCAGACCAACUGAUCCAAUCGAUUAGCAACCUGACCCCCGAGGAGAAGAUUAGCCAGAAGGUGCAACUCUUGGAAGCAGAAGAUAAAUGGACAUACGAUUUUAUCUACUUGACGAAAGAGUUCUACAGAAAUUUCGAGAGCUCCUCGAGCAAACAGUCGCUGCAGAGUUACGUAGAUAAGUGUUUCAAUUAUCACGCGGUUGUGAAAAAAUAUUUCGAGGCACAGCUGUUCAACGACUUGAAUCUCAAUUUGAACGAAGUUGCGCAGGCGGAGAAGGAACUCUUGCUUCUGCUAAAGUACACGUAG